AUGGUCGUCCUUGCGGCAUCCAUUUGCACUCGCGGAGGCAAAGCAGUCCUCUCGCGCCAAUUCCGUGAGAUUCCCCGAUCGCGCAUUGAAGCUCUUCUCGCCUCUUUCCCCAAGCUUGCGGAUUCACAAACCCAGCACACCACUGUUGAGCAAGACAACGUGCGGUUCGUAUACCAGCCAUUGGAUGAGCUGUACAUUGUCCUGAUCACCAACCGCCAAUCGAACAUUCUCCAAGACAUCGAUAGUCUGCACUUAUUUGCCCAAGUAACCACAAGCAUUUGCAAGAGCCUGGACGAGCGAGAGAUCCUCCGCAAUGCCUUCGAGCUACUAAGCGCAUACGACGAGUUGGUGACAUUGGGUUACCGAGAAAACCUUUCCAUUUCUCAGAUCAAGACCUUCUUGGAGAUGGAGAGUCAUGAGGAGCGCAUCCAGGAAAUCAUUGAGCGGAACAAGGAAUUGGAGGCCAGCGAGGAGCGCAAGCGCAAGGCCAAGCAACUGGAAAUGCAGCGCAAGGAGGCUGCUCGCACAGGCCGUGGAGCCGCCCCGCGGGCACCAAACUACCCCGUCUACACACCCCCAUCGCGCCCAUCAGUGCCCGAUACCUACGACUCCUAUGAGGCGGAGAAGAAGAAGACUUUUGCCAAGCCCCUCCCUACUCGCGGCAAGGGCAUGCAACUUGGCAAGAAGUCCAAGGCUACUGAUAUCUAUGAGAAGGUUCGCGGCGAUCUAGGCCCCGAGAUUGAGGAAUCUAGCCCGCUGGUCACUCCUCAAGCGUCUACUCCUGUGCAAGAGCCUGCUUCUGCUCGAGAGUCCCUGACGGCAGACCGCGAGCCCAUCCACAUUACUAUCGCCGAGACCAUUUCUGCAAGCCUCACGAGAGAAGGUGCCCUAAAGUCGUUCGAGGUCAAGGGUGACCUUCAACUCCGUAUCACUGACCCGGCGUUCACCAAGCUCCGGCUUGAUCUCAGGGCAAACCCUACCCAGGGUGCCCAAUUCCGUACCCACCCCAAUGUCGACAAAGCCCUCUUUACAAGCACCUCCGCAAUUCAGCUCAAGGAUGCCACCAAACGCUUCCCCGCUAAUAACGCAAUUGGUGUUUUGCGGUGGCGUGUGGCAAGCUCGGCUGACAAUGCCGAGAUCCUGCCCAUUACAUUCACUGUGUGGGUGAACAAGGGCUCUGACACAACCACCGUCACCGUGGAGUAUGAGCUUACCGGCACGGACAGCCUGCGCGAUGUUGUUGUUACCAUUCCUUAUGUUACAUCGGAGCCAGCCGUAGCCAGCUUCGAUGCUGUCUACGAAGUCUCAGGGGAUAGCCUGGACUGGAACUUGGGUGCGGUGGACGAGUCGAACCCCUCUGGUAGCUUCGAAUUUGAGUCCACCGGCGACGGUGAUGAGAAUGAGUUCUUCCCUAUGAGCGUACGAUUCACAAAGACCCAGCCAUUCGUCGACGUGGAUGUUCUCGAUGUGUCCCUGCUGGAGAUGGAGGGCGAGAGUACUGGAUACUCCAAGGAUAUUCGCAGUGUUGCCGAGAACUUCUUGAUCGAGUAA
This is a messenger RNA of Penicillium cataractarum, 1551 nucleotides long. RefSeq names its product coatomer subunit delta. The record is from RefSeq and is a predicted model, not a curated record. Gene Ontology annotation, biological process: Golgi localization; endoplasmic reticulum to Golgi vesicle-mediated transport; retrograde vesicle-mediated transport, Golgi to endoplasmic reticulum. Gene Ontology annotation, cellular component: cytosol; COPI vesicle coat. Lineage: Eukaryota; Fungi; Ascomycota; Eurotiomycetes; Eurotiales; Aspergillaceae. The transcript has 4 exons. The coding region runs from base 1 to 1551 and encodes 516 amino acids.